AUGACUCAACUGUGUCUCAACUGGUUUUCUGAUUUUUCUAAUUUUCUACAUCUUCAGGGUCUCAUCAGUGCUGCCCGAUUUGUUGUCGCAGCUGUACAUCAACUAUGUGAGGCAGCUAACGCUCUUGUACAAGGCCAAGCAAGCGAAGAAAAACUGAUCUCUGCUGCUAAACAGGUGGCGGCGUCUACUGCUCAACUGCUUGUGGCCUGCAAUGUCAAGGCUGACAUGGAUAGUCAAGCACGACGACGACUUCAGGCUGCUGGUCACGCUGUGAAGGUAAUUUAUAAACUAUUCAAAAUUAUUAAACGGGAAUACUAUGAAAGUUAUUGGGCAUGAUU
Messenger RNA from Cylicostephanus goldi, 338 nucleotides. The record is from the annotation of a GenBank genome assembly. Lineage: Eukaryota; Metazoa; Nematoda; Chromadorea; Rhabditida; Strongylidae.